AUGAAGUGGCUGGGAGAAUCCAAGAACAUGGUGGUGAAUGGCAGGAGAAGUGGAAACAGGUCGUCUAAUGACCAUGCGCAGAAUCAGACCAAAUUGCAGCAUGCAGGAAAGGAGAAUCCGAAGACGGGCAAAAAUGGAGUUGAGAGAAGAUCAGGCAGAUGUAGCGGUGCUUCAGGAUUUGAGGGUCAAAGUCGUUAUGUGCCUUCCUCUGGAAUGUCUGCCAAGGAACUGUGUGAAAACGAUGACCUAGCAACUAGUUUGGUUCUUGAUCCCUAUUUAGGUUUUCAGACACACAAAAUGAAUACUAGAUUUCGACCUAUUAAAGGAAGGCAAGAAGAACUAAAAGAGGUGAUUGAACGUUUUAAGAAAGAUGAGCACUUAGAAAAAGCCUUCAAGUCCUUGACGUCAGGUGACUGGGCCCGGCACUAUUUUCUUAACAAGAACAAAAUGCAGGAAAGGUUGUUCAAGGAACAUGUGUUUAUUUAUUUACGAAUGUUUGCUACCGAUAGUGGGUUUGAGAUACUGCCUUGUAAUCGGUAUUCUUCUGAGCAAAAUGGAGCCAAAAUUGUUGCAACAAAAGAAUGGAAACGAAAUGAUAAAAUAGAAUUACUUGUGGGCUGUAUUGCUGAACUAUCAGAAAUGGAAGAAAACAUGCUGUUGAGACAUGGGGAAAAUGACUUCAGUGUCAUGUAUUCAACACGGAAAAACUGUGCACAGCUGUGGCUUGGUCCUGCAGCAUUUAUCAAUCAUGAUUGCAGACCUAACUGUAAGUUUGUCUCAACGGGCAGGGAUACAGCAUGUGUGAAAGCUCUAAGAGAUAUUGAACCUGGAGAAGAAAUCUCUUGUUACUAUGGAGAUGGGUUUUUUGGAGAAAAUAACGAAUACUGCGAAUGCUACACCUGUGAAAGACGUGGAACUGGUGCUUUUAAAUCAAGAGUAGGAUUGCCAGCACCUACUCCUGUGAUUAAUAGCAAAUAUGGACUGAGAGAAACAGAUAAACGAUUGAACAGACUUAAAAAGUUGGGUGACAGCAGCAAAAAUUCAGACAGCCAGUCUGUCAGCUCUAACACUGAUGCAGACACCACUCAGGAAAAAGCUAAUGCAACCUCUAACAGAAAAUCUUCAAUUGGCGUCAAAAAGAACAGCAAAAAUAGAACAUUGAGACAGUCUAUAUCAAGAAUUCCAGCAUCAUCAAAUUCUACCUCAUCUAAACUAACUCAUAUAAAUAAUUCCAGGGUACCAAAGAGACUGAAAAAGCCUGCAAAGCCUUUACUUUCAAAGAUAAAGUUGAGAAAUCAGUGCAAAAGGCCAGAGCAAAAGAAUGCUUCUAGAAAGCUCGAAAUGGGAAAUUUAGUUCUCAAAGAGCCUAAAGUAGUUUUGUACAAAAACUUGCCCAUUAAAAAGGAUAAAGAAUUGGAGGGACCAGUCAAAGUUGCAGUCUCUAGUGGCUGCUUAACAAGGCAUGCAGCAAGAGAACAUAAACUGAAUUCUGUGAAAGGUGCUCAUGAGCAUGGUGAUAUACCACCCUGCACAUACAUAACAAGGAGGUCAGUGAGAACGAGGAUGAAUUUGAAGGAGACCUCUGACAUAAAGCUUGAACCAAAUAUGUUGGAUAGCUAUAAGAAUAACUUGACCGGAACGCAGUCGGAUGUUUUAGAGCAGCAGUCUCGUGUGCUAAAUGAAAAUGACCUGGCUCAUGGACCAUCACAUAAAGGGGAGAUUAGGUGCCAGAAAAAUGAUGCAGGCAUGACAAAAAAGAAAUCUCGACAAGGAAAACUUGUGAAACCGUCUGCAAAACUAGAAGAAACUGAUACUAUGCACAAUAUACCUGUGAAAGAUGAAGUACCAGAUUUGAUUAGUUCUCAUUCAGAACUCGGAGAGAGGAAUAAUGUGGCGGACACACCUGUAGGCUACAAAGACUGUGUCCCAGGGUCUGGUGGCUGCUCUGUUGUAACAUCUGACAAUUUUAAAGCAAAAGACAGCUUUAGAACUGCAAAAAGUAAAAAGAAAAGACGAAUCACGAGGUAUGAUGCACAACUUAUCCUUGAAAAUAGCUCUGGGAUCCCUAAACUGACUCUUCGUAGGCGCCAUGAUAGCAGCAGCAAGGCAAAUGAUCAAGAAAAUGAUGGAAUGAAUUCUUCAAAAAUAAGCAUCAAAUUAAGUAAAGACCACGAAAAAGACAAUAAUUUAUAUGUAGCAAAGUUAAAUAAUGGGUUUAACUCAGGAUCAGGCAAUAGUUCAACAAAAUUAAAAAUACAGCUGAAACGAGAGGAAGAAAACAUAGGGACGUACCCUGAGGACCUUCAUGAAAAUGGUGUGUGUUGUAGUGAAACUCUCUCCCUUUUGGAGUCAAGAAUGGAAGUAGAUGAUUAUGGUCACUAUGAAGAGGAAACAGCAGAUGAAUCUUCAUCAGAAGAGGAUGAUGAAGAGGAAGAUGACUAUGAUGAUGAGUUUGAUGACUUUAUUCCUCUUCCUCCAGCGAAGAGAUUAAGGCUUAUUGUUGGCAAGGAUUCAAUAGAUAUUGAUAUUUCUUCCAGGAGGAGAGAGGAUCAGUCUUUAAGGCUCAAUGCAUAAGCUUAUAGGUCUUAAACUGACCUGGAUGUCCUUUUUAUAAAA
Nestor notabilis (Kea) is the source of this 2616-nucleotide messenger RNA. RefSeq names its product suppressor of variegation 4-20 homolog 1 (Drosophila) (gene KMT5B). Gene Ontology annotation, molecular function: histone H4K20 methyltransferase activity; protein binding. The coding region runs from base 1 to 2574 and encodes 857 amino acids. The transcript is spliced from 10 exons. The record is from RefSeq and is a predicted model, not a curated record. Gene Ontology annotation, cellular component: nucleus. Lineage: Eukaryota; Metazoa; Chordata; Aves; Psittaciformes; Psittacidae.